GCGGGUCUUUCACAGCUCCCGUCUCCCGUCGCACGCAACAGGUGCUGUGGAGGCACCAGGCAGCCGCAGAGGUUGGUUCCGACGUCGCAAGGUGCUGUGGAGGCCCGGGGCCGGAAGCAGCAAUUGAUUCCGAAGUUGGGUGUGCCAGAGGGGCUGCCCAGCGCGCGCCAUGCUGCUCGCCCGGGCGGCGCGGCCGCUGGCCCGCGCGCGCGCACUAUCGACGCCGACCUUCACGCUCCACGCCUUCACCGACGGCAACGACCUCGGCUUCGGCCGCGGGGCGCAGUUCUGCAUGCUCAAUUUGAGACAUGACGCCCUGUUCGCGGCUGACAACCCGGCCGCGCUCUACGCGGCGAAGUACGAAGCGCGGCGCGCACGCAUAAAGCGACUCUUCGAGAAGUUGGACUCACUGGAACUGGGCGCGCUGGACCGCGCGGCGCUGAGCAAGGGACUCGACGACAUCGGAUUGCCUGCGUCGCCGGAACGUCUGGAUAGAGUGUUCAACCAGUUUGAAAGCGGGAGCGGCAACCUGGCGCUCGAAGGAUUCGAGGCGUUCCUGGUCGAGACGUGGGGCUUUCCCCUGCACGUGGAAUUCUCGUCCGAGCUCGGCUCGAUGGGCCUGGGAGGCACGCAAGCGAUUGCCUGGGUCGGCCGCACGGUGCCGGCGCACUUUGUUCUGCGCGCGCUGCGCCAGCUGUGGCCGUUGGAUGUGGAGGACAUCGCCAUCCUCCGCAACGACGGGCCCAACCCAGAUCUGGACCCGCAAAGGAUGACCUUGCACGACAGAACGUACACGCCAUCAGUCGGGAAAGAUACAGCGACGGCGGGCGGGCUCGCGCGGACGCUGCUCGCCCAGGACCCACUCGACAAAGGCGGCUUCGUCGUCCGCGUCACGUCGACCGGCGGAGACGUGACGUACGUACCGCUCCGGGGACUCCGCUACAGCGGCGCCAAGCCGGCGGCCGUAGCCAACCCGGAGGUGACCGGCGUCGAGUGGGCAUUGCGGUCUGGUUUGGGGGCCGUUGGUUUGGGCACCACCCUUUGGUUGGGUUUGGUGAUUUUGAAGGGCGGCUGAUCCGUAGCCCCAUUUUGUUUCCGAGCGUCCGUGCGCUCCCGCGUUUCCUAGUAUCAUAU
Molecule: messenger RNA, 1134 nt
Organism: Pelagomonas calceolata
Lineage: Eukaryota; Pelagophyceae; Pelagomonadales; Pelagomonadaceae
Source: the annotation of a GenBank genome assembly